This is a messenger RNA of Malus domestica (apple), 805 nucleotides long. NCBI's taxonomy places the organism in Eukaryota, Viridiplantae, Streptophyta, Magnoliopsida, Rosales, Rosaceae. The record is from RefSeq and is a predicted model, not a curated record.
AGUCGACAAAUUACUCUUUCUGAAUUCAAGAGAGCUGACAAACUACUCUAUUUUAAAAGCCAGUUCUAAAAGAAGUGUUCACGCAUAGUGGAACGACAGUUUUGCGUGAACAUUUCCAUUUCAUCUUGAAAGAGAUGAGCAUCAGUCUGAUUUUAAUGCGUGAACGGUUCACGCAUAAUGAACGACGGUUUUGCCUCUGUUUCUCUGUGGUCCCGUUUACUGUGCUCAAGAUCAGUCCGUCCAUUUCAUCUUUCUCUCCUCUGCUGAACAUCACUCUCUCUCUCAACAACGCUCUUCUGCUCGACGUUGCUCUAGCUGCGCAAGUCGACCCACCACCCGCACGUCAUCCCCACGAACCCAGAGACACGCCAAACCACCCCCACGAAUACCUCCUGCAGUUAAUCAAGGGGAAUUGCACUCUCACUGGCAGCAACCAAAGCUGCGUGAAUGCUUUGAAAACAGAAUGGACCAGUUGUCAAUCUUUUCGGUUCCCCAAUUCAGAGAGGCUUAUAAAAAGGAACUGGAUUUGUGCACGAGACUCUGGGUGCAUACAGGACCCUGGAAGAAUUAUGGGACGGCAAGAGUGAGCAGAACCUUGAUGUUAGGAAGCAAUUUCCUUUACAUCUCCUUCGGCUUCUUCGAAUACAUAGAACAAACUGUUUAUAACCACAAAAUUUAGUCUGCAUAGAAAUCUGGAUUAAGAAUGUCUUGAAUAUAGUACGCUGUACGUGAAGAUAUUGAAGGUCGAAAAUGUUGCAUCUGUUGGGUGUUGAAAUGGUGGAACUGUUCACUGUUGCUUGUUCUA